AUGGUUAUUUUCAAUGAGAAGGUCUACAGGGAUUUAGGAGACUCAUUCAUUUCUCAAAGCGGUCAGCAGUGUGCAAUGAUUAGGAGUCGCGACUUUCAAGUGAAAGUGAGUACUGUGACUCCUGAAUGUCGACAGAAAGGAAAAAAUUUCUUCCUUUCCUUAGAUGAACUCAAAUUCUUAUCACAGCUUGUAAAAUCACUUUGGAAGAUGGAAAAGGAUGUCCAAGAAUUGUUUGAAGAUAUGUUUUUAUCAUUCAAUAUACCCACAAAUGCUUCAGAAAUUUUGGAGACAUCUAAAAGGGAAGUUGUAAUGGAGAAACCUAGAGUAAAUGAAACCAGUAUUCCUUCAGAGCAAUUAAUACCAUUAAACGAAAUGAGCAAAACAUCAGCUCCUUUACUACAUUUUGGCUGGAGAACUGCAUUUAAAGAAGUCUCUCUUCCCAUGGCACAUUGUAUAAUAACAACAAUCGAAGAUUUUUCCACAAAAGUUCUCCAACAAGAACAGAAUGAAAGAUCUUCAGCUGUGAGCUAUGUUAUAAAACUUGUAAAUGUUCAGCAUCUUUGGAAGGACGGCUGUGUGGUUCCUGAAGAGGAUCAACCAAAGAAAAUUGCAAAGUUUUGUUCUGACAUCUUGGAAAAACUUGACACAAUGCUUCCACUGGCUCUGGCAUGCAGAGAUGAUUCUUUUCAGGAAAUUAGAGCAAACUUUGUGGAGGCCUGUUGUAAAGUCGCAACAGCUGUCUUGGUAAGACUGCAGGAGAGAGGGAAAGAAUUUCCUUCCAGAGCAUCCCUGACAAACGUGCACAGCCUGCUUGCCACUGCAAUGUAUGUCUUCCAGCAUUUCACUCAAUAUGAUAAUUUGAUGAAAGAAACUACUAAGAAACCCAUAUUCCUGGUGCCUGUCCAACAGUAUCAGGAAUUCAUCAACACUCUACAGUUUCAGGUUACGGACUACUGCGUCAGAGUUUGUGCUACAAGCAUUUUACAGGAUGCUGAGAGCCACCACUGGGAUGACUACAAAGCUUUUUAUGAGGGGGAACGAUGCUCCUUCUCUCUCCAGAUGUGGCAUUAUUUCUUGUGGGCUCUUCAUCAUGAUCUCUGGACUAUUUUGCCCCCUAAGUUAGCCCAAGAUAUUGUAGCAGAAGUGUUGGAGAAAUCUUUGGGUCUCCUGGACUCCAGAUAUGCUCGGGCCCAUCCAAGUUAUAAGAGAACACCACAGAUAAGACUUGAUAUCACAACAAUUCUAAUAUGCACCGAGAACAUGUUAUGGUCAAUAUGUACAUCUGUACAGAAGCUUCUAAAUCCUCAUGAGUAUAUAGAUGAUAAAAUUUUUAAAAUUCACACCCAUUGUAAUAAUCUGUUUACAACAUUAGUCAUUUUGACUUCACCGUUAACUGAAUUAUACCAGACUUUUCAACAUGGCAUGGAUGCAUCUACUUCCAAUUCCUUAAAACCAAUUUUCAAACAGCCAUUACACUGGCUUUCUUGCAUAUCACAUUUCUAUCCUUUGUUACUCAGGACGCCAUCAGCUGGACAACUGACACCCGAGGGUCAGUUGAAACUGCUCUUAUCCCAACCAGGUUGUAAUUGGAACCUGCUUCUGGAAACCCUCCUACAUCAUGAUGCUCUUUUACUGAGGAUCUUGCUGAAGAGCUCAAAAAGCCUCUGCCAAGGACAAGUUUCUGAUACAGAAGAUAAUCUGAACCAAGGAUCCAGCUUGAUAGAAGCCAUAUUUAAAGUGCUGUACCAUUGCAACUUUUCUCCACAAACAUUUGGAAAUGUUUUUGUGAGCUAUAUGGAAGAUGAACAAUUAUGGGACUUUUUAUAUAACAUUCCAGGUAUAAGAAAUUUACUAUUUAUAAAGUGCUUAUAG
This is a messenger RNA of Condylura cristata (star-nosed mole), 1872 nucleotides long. RefSeq lists its product as uncharacterized. The record is from RefSeq and is a predicted model, not a curated record. NCBI's taxonomy places the organism in Eukaryota, Metazoa, Chordata, Mammalia, Eulipotyphla, Talpidae. The coding region runs from base 1 to 1872 and encodes 623 amino acids. The transcript is spliced from 11 exons.